AUGUCAAAUGUUCAAGACAUUCAUAUGCAAGAUCAGGAAAACACGAUACCGGUCCAGAGUCCAGACUUAGAUAUUUAGGAGUUGAUCGAGCGUCGUCGCCAAAAUUCGACCGUCUGAAACGGUCCACAGAUUGCUCCGGCUGUAAAUUCCGAUACCCUUUCUCUGCGCUGUGGCGUGGAUUCCUUUCCUCAUCAUCAAUGAAAUGUUCAUAAAGCAUCCUCUCCAGUCCUCUGCCCGUACUCUGCCUUUUACCAACCAAGCAUGUCUACUCCUAGUUCCAAGUCGGACGAAGCAUUCGGUGCUUCAUCUUCAGAUGAUGUGGCGUUAGAUUCUACAACAAACGAGUCAUGGAUAGCUAUUGAGCCUCCAAUGCCACCCCGAAAUAUCCAAGUUAUAUCGGAUCUUUGCAGUGAGCCGCCAUCGUUCUCCGCCGCACAGUUCGAUAUCGUGUUGAGACGGCAACAUCAGCGUUCUCGAGACGGCGGUGGAGUUAAGAAAGCUGCCAUACCCUCCCGGUUUUUAAACCUUUCUGAUACCUUCGAAUUCUCCGGCUGGGGAACACUCUCUCGCAUCGAACUCGAUCCGUCGGAUAUCUCAUAUGGCGAAAAAUGUAUACAGGAUGGCCGCAGAGCCAAGACUUUGGGUCAAUUUACAGCGAGUGCAUUGGCGGGAAAUGCGGUCCUUGGAAGUGUGUUCUAUGCUUUGCCAGCCGUGGUCAUUGCAUCGGGUGUGUACUCUCCUAUUUCUCUAUUCAUCGCCACACUUGUAUUAUUCCUAUGGAGGCCAAUCAUGGAGGAGUUGGCAUCGGCUUUACCCUUUGGCGGAGCACCGUAUACAUAUUUAUUGAACGUUUCGUCAAAGUGGCUUGCACUGUUAGGUGCCGCCAUGCUUCUCCUCGAUUACGCGUCAACCUCUGUUGUUUCGGCUGCAACUGCAGCGGCUUAUCUGUCGGGAGAAGUUUCACUUCCAUUUCCUGCCUAUGUCGGGGCCCUUCUUGUAGUCGUAGUCUUCACUAUUGUAAGCCUGAGUGGACUCCGAGAAAGCGCUCGCAUUGCUCUAGUCGUUCUCAGCCUACAUAUCCUCACCAUGCUAGCUUUGUUUGUUGCCUCAGUUGUGGCGUGGGCACGUACAGGGAACUCGCUGAUACACGAGAAUUGGGUUAUGGGAAGAGGGCCUCUCCGAGCGGGACACAUUGUUGGUGAAGUCUUCAAUGGUGUUUGUAUCGGCGUACUUGGUCUUACCGGCUUUGAAUGUACCCCUUCCUAUGUGUCAAGCAUUAAGCCGGGACGGUUUCCGCGUGUUCUGCGCAAUCUCCACUAUCCGGCCAUCUUCCUGAAUUGUUUGUCAAUGCUUUUCCUGUUGGCUCUCGUGCCGCUCGAGACUAUCUUAAGUGGGGCAAACGUAUUGAGUGCACUUGCCAGUGCUGCGGGCAAGUGGCUAAGGAUCUGGGUGGUAGUAGAUGCUGUGGUAGUGCUUUGCGGAGGUGUGCUCACCGGGAUUUUGGGUGCAUGUGAGCUGUCAGAUAGGUUAGCCCGAGACCGAUUGCUCCCGCGGUUUUUCCUCCGGAGGCUUACCUGGACCCAUGCGCCGUUCGUGUCUAUCGUAUUCUUUGCGCUGUUCUGUUGUGUGCUCUAUGCCGCCUCUGGCGCUAGCUUGUCUAUAGUCUCCAAGAUGUUCUCCCUGAUAUGGCUCGCCGUAAUGACUCUGUUCCCCAUCGCUGUGCUGUUACUCAAGUUCAAUAGAGGCCGGCUACCUAGGCAACCGCGUACUUCCUUGACAAUCGUGUUUUCGACAUUAAUUAUUGCCUUCGUCAUUAUCGGUGGUAAUAUUGCCAUUGACCCCACAAUAGUCGGGUAUGCUGCAGCCUACUUGGUAGCUCUAGCUACUAUUUUCUAUGUCACCAUGAAGAAGGGGCGCUUCGUGCGUUGGUUCCUAUGGAUCUAUGACCAAUCUUCUUCCUUGAACGCCUUCCUUUGGACCAAAAACUGGGGUCACAGGAUGGCUAAAAUGAUGAUGCAUAUGCGUCGGCAGCCGGUAUGUCUAUUGGUGAAGACCGAUGAGAUCAACCGACUUUUCCACAAGUUGCUGUAUGUCUGUGAGAACGAGGAGACCUCACGUCUGAAGUUAGUACAUUUUUACGACGAGGAAGGCGGGAUACCGUCGGAAAUGGAAGCGAAUUGGAAGAUCCUCGAUGAAGCAUUCCCAGAGAUCACCGUGGACCUGGUCCUUGUUCGUGGUCCGUUUAAUCCUCUCAAUGUUGCUGCACUUGCAAAUAGGUUGCAAGUACCUACGACCCUCAUGUUCAUGUCAUGUCCUGGCCAGAACUUUUCCUACCCUGUUGCUGACUUCGGAACACGCAUAAUCAGCCUCUGAAUCUAGUCUACAUAUAUUCAAAGCGCUCAAUUUGUAUAUUACAGAUCCUAAGGGAUUACGACGGUCCAGAUGACCAGUAUCAGCUACAUGUGAUAACUUUCUAGAGUAUAAUAGCACUCCCUCAUCUGUCAUUUGGACUAUGCUCGGGUCUAAGACAUUUCAUAUCAGACCCUAGCAAAUACACUGCGAGCAUGGACGAAUCUCGCAGCUGUGAACGUUGCCGCGCCGGCGAGGAUGAGAGUUCCCGUGAAGAUGAUGAGCCAUUCAAAAUGCUUUUGGUCUAUUUCUUUAAGGAAAGCGCCAGCUGUCGGCGUUCCAACGAG
Somion occarium is the source of this 2696-nucleotide messenger RNA. NCBI's taxonomy places the organism in Eukaryota, Fungi, Basidiomycota, Agaricomycetes, Polyporales, Cerrenaceae. The record is from the annotation of a GenBank genome assembly.